AUGACUCGCGGGUGAUAUUUGUACAAGUGCUUCGAGUUUGUUUCUACAAGAUGUGUUCCACAAACCCAGCAAACUGGGUCACUUUUGAUGAUGAGCCCCUCUUCCCAUCUCCUCCAAAAUCAGUUGAAAAUAAUAGUAAAGCAAAUGGUCUCAAGCUCAAUCUUCCUAAUGCACAUGAAUCUUCCAGUAGGUCAUCUUCUACGGGCAGCACUCCACUUUCUUCUCCUAUGGUUGACUUUUAUUUCAGUCCGGGACCUCCUAGUAACUCACCGCUUUCUACACCUACCAGAGACUAUCCAGGAAUUCCCUGCAUUCCCAAAUCAGGGGUUCAUAUACUUUAUCCCAUUCCUGAAUUCUCAUCAAAUAUUAACCUUCUCCCACCUCCUGGAACCUGCUCUUCUCAAAAACUGGGCAGUAUGCCUUUGAAAGCUGCAGCUAAUGAUAAUCCAUCUAAGCUUUUGGUCUCCAAGUCAACAGCCACAGAUGAAGUAAAUCCUACUUGGAAAGAAAGCUGUAAUAAGUUAGAAGAGCCUUUGGAAUCUGACUGCUUCCAGUAUUUUCAGAGUGACUGUGCUUUCUCUAGCCCCUUUUGGAAAGAAGGGUGUUUGCCCAGCAUUUCCACGUCUCAUGCUAAUACACAAAGCCAUAUUUGCCACGAUCAGAAAAGCCUUAAUCAGGGUUCAUUCAACUAUAUUUGUGAAAGGCUUGAACAUCUUCAAACUGAUGCUCAGGCGAUGGGAGGUCUGUCUGUCUCUAGUACACACACAUGGUGUCAUCCCUGUUCGGUCAUUCCACACAGUCUGUUCAGGAAUCAGAAAAAGGAGGGUUGGCCUUUCAUGCUGAGAAUUCCUGAAAAGAAAAACAGGAUGUCAUCUCGGCAGUGGGGCCCUAUUUACCUUAAAGUUUUACCUGGGGGCAUUUUACAAAUGUACUAUGAAGAGGGCCUUGAAAAACCUUUCAAAGAAUUCCAGCUACAACCCCACUGUAAACUCUCAGAGCCCAAGCUAGAAAACUGUAGUAUUUCAGGAAAAAUCCAUACAGUGAAGAUUGAGCAUGUGUCUUAUAUAGAAAAAAGAAAAUACCAUCCCAAAGUAGAAGUGGUCCAUGAACCAGAGACUGAACAGAUGCUGAAGUUAGGAACUACAGAGUUUAAUGACUUAACCGACUUCCUUGCGACAGUUGAGGAAGAGCUGAUGAAGCUUCCUGCCCUUUCUAAACAAAAGAGAAAUUAUGAGGAACAAGAAAUAAUAUUAGAAAUAGUAGACAAUUUUUGGGGGAAAAUCACUAAAGCAGAAGGAAAACUUGUAGAAAGUGCUGUCAUCACACACGUUUAUUGUCUGUCCUUUGUGAAUGGAAAUACUGAAUGCUUUUUAACUUUAAAUGAUCAAGAGCUCCAGAAGAGAGAUGAAUGUUAUUUUGAGAAAGACCUGGAAAAGAAAUGGAUUGAUAUUCUUGACUACCAUUUCCAUAAGUGUGUCAAAACACAUGAAUUUGAGCAAACAAGAGUUAUUAAGUUUACACCCCCAGACGCCUGUAGGUUAGAACUGAUGCGUUUCAAGACUCUGUAUAAUGGAGAAGACCUUCCAUUUUCUGUGAAGGCUGCCGUAGUUGUUCAGGGAGCAUAUAUAGAGCUUCAGGCUUUUCUAAACAUGUCGUCGACUGCUCUGAUUCCAACCCGCUUGCAUUCCAUGAAAUACUGUGAAAAUGUCAUGAUACAUUUUCCUGUUCCUGCACAGUGGAUCAAAGCACUUUGGACUAUGAAUCUCCAAAGGCAGAAGUCUCUGAAAGCCAAAAUGAACAGAAGAACAUGCCUUGGUUCUUUACAUGAAAUUGAGUCAGAUCCUGUAAUACAAGUCUCAAUUGGAACAGCAAAAUAUGAAAGUGCCUAUAGGGCUGUUGUGUGGAAGAUAGACAGACUUCCAGAUAAAAACUCAAGUCCAGAUCAUCCACACAGUCUGUCUUACAAACUAGAACUUGGAUCAGACCAGGAAAUUCCUUCGGACUGGUAUCCAUUUGCUACUGUACAGUUUGUUGUACAUGAUGCGUGCGCCUCAGGGACUGAAGUGAAAUCACUGGGCAUAGAGAGUGAUGUUCAGCCCCAGAAACAUGUGAUUCAGAAAGCUUGCUACAACUGCCAGGUUGAAAUUGAAAAGAAGUGGAUUAGGCUUGAUGGUGAAGACCCAGAUAAGGCUGGCAACUGCCUUAUGCAGUAGGAGAAGAUGAGAAGCUCUCUCCUGUAUUGUUAGAUGUUCUUAAUAGUGCAAACAGUAGGGGGAAAUAUUAGUGGGGGUUGUAGUAAACAUUAGUAAACAUCGCUGGCAAAAAGUACAAUGACCAAGUUUGAGAGAGAUGCAGCAGUUGAAAUCCAGUAUUUGCAAUUUUUGUAAUGUCUUUGGGUCCAGUCCUGAAAACUGUUAUUCAUUUAAUGAGACCUCAUGCAAGCAAGCACUCUGCAGCAAGAAUGCUGAUGUGAAUGAGUUCUGCUGAUACCGCUCUAGGUUUGCUGGACAUGAGCCCUUUGAGAAUUGUAAUAGACAUCUCAAGAAAAUAUCUGUUGCUUAGUUUGCAGCACGGAGCGUGAGACCUUUCCUAAGAUAGCACUGUUAUAAAGUAGUUUGCAUCAGUUGGGUAUAUGGUGCCAGAUCCUUUUCUACCUAUUGGGCAUCCGGGUAUCUAAGUGUAAAUUUAUUCCACCCUGCUCAAAUCUUUGAAAAAACUCAGUGUCACAUUGAUUUCUGUCCAUCUUAGCCUAAAGACAAUGUCACAAAAACUGACAAGGGAAAGGCCCAACCUACCAUUUGCAUUAAGAAUUUUCUAUGGAGUUGAAAAGGGUCUCACAGGAUGCACAUAGACCCAUACUUGCCUAAGUGCCUCUGAGAUCCAUAGUUGAUGCAAUAUGACCCCAUGGCAUUUAGCAGUAAAAGCAUUCCAAGUACCACACAUACAGCAUCUGUACAGGACUUGACAAAGCUAGUUGCAUAUCUGAGUGCACAUUGCAAGCAUGAUCCUGUAUUCCUUCCCUUUCUGUUUCCUUUCUAAGCGCAAGCUUAGAAUUAUUUUCUAUAAAGAGCCUGUAUUAAUGCAUAGGAUGUGGGUGACUUAAGUGGUUGGCUAAGUAAACUUCCUCAGGAAUAACAUUCCUAAUUUUCUUUCUUCUGUGGCUAUAAAUGCUACUUUUGUGGCAUACUCUAGCAUUAUUCAAUGCAAAGUCUUGGGCAGAAGGGCACAACGGACCUGAUUGAAAUUCCCAUGCCCAGACAAGGCAAAUUUAUUUCAGAACUCACAGACCAAACUAAGGUCUGGGUCCUCUGCUAGUGAAAAUGAGCAUAGCCCCAUUACGUUCGGUGAAGUUAUGCUGAUUUAUGCUAGCAGCAGGAUCUGGCUUUUGAAUUGAGAAAGUGGCUGAUCGUUACCAGUUGUUUGUGUUCUUUUGGAUCUCCUUCAAGAUUUGAGUACCAGAUGUUAGUUUGAAAGUAGAGCCUGUUUUGCAUCCCUGUCUUGACAAACUGUUACAGGGGACAUAAACAUACACAGAAAGUGAGAUUUUUCUUUAUGCUGCCAGCUAUAAAGACAUUUUCUACAGUUAAAAAGAAGCAGCAACAGGAAGACUUCCAUACCUAGUAAUGCAAGAAAACUUGUUUGUAAUGCUUCAAAGGCCAGUGUCAGCAUGAGAAGUGACCGGGUGCUUAGAAGUUUAAGCAAGUUUUUAAUGUAUUAAUGAAUUUGGGAGGUGUCUUCCAGUUUUCCCUCAUUGUUUGCCUCUUUUUGGAGCUAUCUGCUUGCUGCAUGGAGAGAUCAGAAGAGAAUAUGAUGAGUUCAGAAAGUUAUGUUGAUAUUUUUUGCCACAGUUAUGCAAAAAUUAUCCUUCCUUCAAACCCAAAUCCUUUGAGAACAAAAAUAUAAUAAUGCACUAAAUCUCACUUUAUACUGUGUCACAGCUAUAGCUGUUUAUAUGGGCAUUGACUACAAAGUUAGAUAAAUGUUAUUCCCCCAAAGUAGAAAUACUCAAGAUAGGUUUUAAAAAAAUGAUUAGUCUGGAAACAAGGCCAUAUCAUGAGCCUCAUUCAACACAAUAAAAGGUUUUUUCCCCCAGGUGAAAGUACAUAACGAAAUGGAUAAUAUAUUUUAAAUUCUGUGUACUUCAUAGCCAAAGUCCAUAUUGUUUCUGAUGAUAUUUUUUGUUUAUAUGUUCCUUAUUGGAACAUUGUUUUAUGAUAAAAGCCCUAUAGUGAAAUAGCAUUACAAACUAGAUUUCAGAUGCUGCAUCUUCUGUGCAUGUUUUGACUGGAGACGCAAUUAACACCUUCAACUUUGUUCAUGUUUAAAUAUAAUUAAUCGAUUUGUUUAUUUGUAUUUACUUGUGG
Molecule: messenger RNA, 4364 nt
Organism: Gavialis gangeticus (Gharial)
Lineage: Eukaryota; Metazoa; Chordata; Crocodylia; Gavialidae
Gene: STON1
Product: stonin 1
Exons: 3
Coding region: 51-2213 (720 amino acids)
Biological process (GO): regulation of endocytosis; synaptic vesicle endocytosis; clathrin-dependent endocytosis
Cellular component (GO): synaptic vesicle; AP-2 adaptor complex
Molecular function (GO): clathrin-cargo adaptor activity
Source: RefSeq, a predicted model, not a curated record